CAAGGAGGAGGAUUAAAGAAAGGAAAAGCUAGGGAAAAGUUUGAAGAAUUAAGGUAUUAACCUUAUAACAACCUUUCCUUAACUUCUUAUCUACCAUACGAUUCAUAUAUCAUAUGAAGGACCCCUAGGAUGGAUCUACAUGUUUAGAAGUGUAGAAUGAGGGGUUGGAAGGUAGUUCUAAGUCCAAGAACGGACUUAGAAGCCAAAGUGACCGGUUCGCCGGAAAAUAACCUUUAGAGGUUAAUUGUAAUAAUAUGGGUUUUGUGAUGAUAAAACCUUGUUAGUAACUUGCCUGAGGUAUUCAAAGGACUUUCACGGAGUUGAAAGGGUCGCCGGAAUCGUCGCCGGAGUUCGCCGAAGUUCGCCGAAGUUUCGCCGAAGCUAAAUCGGGAAGGCUAGAACUUCUUAAGCGUCAUUAAGGUUAAGGCUAGAGUCUUACUACCUGCACCAUUGCCUAGGGUGGUUGUUCAAGAAGGGAGACGUGGUUUGUGCUUCCAUCCUUAUUUGAAAGUUAUAAACUACUCAUGGAUAUUUGAACAAUGUUUUUCUUCUAAAACAGUUGGGAGCAUGUGUGCUCGUGUUUGCCACGUGUGGCUAACUAUCAGACAUAUUAUAAUUCCACAUUUGUUUGAUUAUGAUAUUGAUGUUGAUUGUAUGUGUUUACUAAUCGGUUUGGCAAUAGAAUCUAUCGGACGCCUUGUAUAAUCCAAUAGGGAUGAACUGUUGUUCUUAUUGGGUUGUACGGCAGUUCUCUACGUGGCACAGAUGCGGUCCGGGGCGUGACAAGUUGUCUCCUAAAAUUUGGAGCCUUCGGCCAUAGGGCUGAAGGCCUAUGGUAUGCUUUCGAGGUGAAGCACACACGGUCUUCUGGGAUGUCCGAUAUGUAUGGAAAACUCCAGUGCCAAUUGCCUCAAGUUCAGUGGAAAACCAAGUUACUUUGAUUGUCAUCGCAAAUUUCUCCCGACAAGCCAUCGAUAUCGAAGGGACAAAAAGUCAUUCAUUAACGGAAGAGUGGUACGAGACCCCCCACCCCCGAGACGUACAUGCGAACAAAUUUUUAACUGGGUUCGACGUAUUCCUACGGCUGUGCAAGAGCCACAUAAGGAUCCAUAUGGGUAUUGUGAUACCCAUAAGUGGACAAAGAAAAGUAUAUUUCAGGAGUUGCCAUAUUGGAAAGAUCUUCUUAUUCAUCACAAUUUAGAUGUCAUGCACAUUGAGAAGAACGUCUUUGACAAUAUAUUUAACAGGGUGAUCGAUUUCAAAGACAAAACUAAAG
Molecule: messenger RNA, 1276 nt
Organism: Cuscuta europaea
Lineage: Eukaryota; Viridiplantae; Streptophyta; Magnoliopsida; Solanales; Convolvulaceae
Source: the annotation of a GenBank genome assembly